UUCUCUGCCCGCUGCUCUGCAGGAACGGGGGGGGUCUGUGCCCACCCCCAGCGCUGCCUCUGCCCCCCCGAAUUCAGCGGCAAAUUUUGUCACCUCCCCGCCACCAACGUCACCUCCCGACCCCAAAAUCCACGAGGGGGACCCCAAAAUCCACGAGGGGGACCCCAAAAACCCCCAAAUUUUGGGGAGGGGUCCCCCCAAGCCUUGACCCGCUCCGUCUACACCCUCCCCGUGAGCAACCACCGCGAGGAGGAGGAUGGCGCCCAGUCCAUGGUCAGUGUCCUGGUGCGCCACCCCCCACGGGCGACAGUGACAAUCCACGACGUGGAGCGGGUCCGGGGCGACCCCUCCCCAAAUCCCCCCACCCCCACCCCGAGCCCCCUCCCCAAAUUCCCGGUGAUGGCCCAGCGGGGACCCCCCCGGGACCCCCGGCCGCGAGAAUUCGGGGUUCGGGUAUUGCUUCCGGCAGAUGCGCGAGGGGCAGUGUCUGUCUCCGCUGCCGGGGCUGCGCUCUCGGGCCGUUUGCUGCCGGGGGGGGGGCCGGGGUCGCCUGGGGGGUCCACGAGUGUCACCCGUGUCACGGCCACACCCAGCCGUGCCCGCCCGGAUUCCAGAGACAAAAUGGCUCCUGUGAGGACGUGGACGAGUGCUCGGAGGCGGCUCUUUGCCAACUGGGCCGAUGCAGCAACACCCGCGGGAGCUUCAGCUGCACCUGCCCGGCCGGGUUCCUGCUGGAGGCAUCACGGGAACGAUGCGUCUGUAGGGUCAUUUAUGGGGUUUUUAUGGGGCAUCACGGGAACGAUGCGUCUGUAG
Molecule: messenger RNA, 813 nt
Organism: Taeniopygia guttata (zebra finch)
Lineage: Eukaryota; Metazoa; Chordata; Aves; Passeriformes; Estrildidae
Source: RefSeq, a predicted model, not a curated record